Benincasa hispida (wax gourd) is the source of this 441-nucleotide messenger RNA. NCBI's taxonomy places the organism in Eukaryota, Viridiplantae, Streptophyta, Magnoliopsida, Cucurbitales, Cucurbitaceae. The record is from RefSeq and is a predicted model, not a curated record.
AUGAAGGAUUUGGGUGCUGCUCAGAAAAUUCUGGGUAUGGAGAUUUAUAGGGAAAGAGAUAAGAAUAAGCUCUUCCUAUGCUCGUUUGUCAUCGUGCUUUCACCACAGUCUGAAGCUGAGAAGGAGUACAUGUCUCGAGUUCCUUAUGCUAGUGCAGUGGGAAGUUUGAUAGGUACAUCUGAUGUUGGUCUUGUUUAUGGGAAUUGCACAGAGUGUUUAGUGACCGGUUAUUCUGAUUCUAACUAUGCUAGAGAUGUUGACAGUAGGAGGUCUAUGACUGGCUAUGUGUUCACUCUGGGCGGUUCUAUUGUUAGUUGGAAGGCAACCUUACAGCCUACAGUUACUUGUUCUACUACUGAAGCAGAGUACAUGGCCUUGAUAGAAGUUGCUAAAGAGGGAAUAUGGUUGAGGGGAUGUAAGAUAUCACUUCUUAAGAGGUGA